Messenger RNA from Oppia nitens, 812 nucleotides. RefSeq names its product chorion protein S18-like. The transcript has 2 exons. Lineage: Eukaryota; Metazoa; Arthropoda; Arachnida; Sarcoptiformes; Oppiidae. The coding region runs from base 41 to 649 and encodes 202 amino acids. The record is from RefSeq and is a predicted model, not a curated record.
UAGUUUGAAUUGUCACCCAAAAAAAAGUCAUAUUAAUAACAUGAAUACCUUUGUAGUGCUAUCGGCUCUCAUCUCAUUGGCCGCUGCCAUACCGUCCAAAGGCUACUAUAGCGACGGCGGCUACGGUGAUGGCGGCAGCUAUAAGGGAGCCAUACUGUUGGCCGACAACAAAGGCUACGGCGGCGGUUACGGUGACGGUGGCUAUGGAGGCGGCUAUGGUAACUCAAAACAGAUCAGUUAUACCACUACCCGUAUCGUGAAGGUGCCAGUCCUUACCAAAAGUGUUGAGUAUAGACAAGAGGAACCGAUCAGACAGUCCAGUCUCGAGCGACACCACUCAAUCACCCCUAUCUAUGGCAAGACAUUGAUUAAGCCAGUGAUUACUAAGACCUACCAACCAGUCAUCACUAAGUCCUACGAGAUCUCUGAGCCCAAGACUUUGAUCAGCUAUGGUGGCAGCAGUUACGAUGAUGGCAGCUAUAAGGGUGGUUAUGAUGGCGGUAACGACGAUGGCAGCUAUAAGGGUGGCUAUGAAGGUCAGUACGUUAGCGGCGGCUAUGAUGAUGGCAGCUACAAGGGUGGCUACAGUGAUGGCGGUUAUGGUAACGGCGGUGACCUCAAGAUUAUUAGCUACGGAAAGAAAUACUAAAACAUAUGAUUUUUUUCUAUUGGAUGUCUAAUCCAAUGGUAAAAAAACCCAAUGGAUUAGGUUUUUAUAGAAGUGGACAGUUGGAUAUUUCUCUCUCUCUCUCUCUCUAUCUAUAUAUAUGGACAUUACCACUAAAUAUUAAAAAAAAACUAUUUAUAUGUAU